Messenger RNA from Oryza brachyantha (malo sina), 796 nucleotides. RefSeq names its product protein DMP10-like. The record is from RefSeq and is a predicted model, not a curated record. Gene Ontology annotation, biological process: endomembrane system organization. Bases 30 to 620 code for a protein of 196 amino acids. The transcript has a single exon. NCBI's taxonomy places the organism in Eukaryota, Viridiplantae, Streptophyta, Magnoliopsida, Poales, Poaceae.
CGGCGCCGAAGCCAGUGGCCGACAAGGUGAUGGCCAGCACGGCGAACCUGGCGCAGCUGCUGCCGACGGGGACGGUGCUGGCGUACCAGGCGCUGUCGCCGUCCUUCACCAACCACGGCAGCUGCAACGACGCCAACAAGUGGCUCACCGCCGUGCUGGUCGGCGUCCUGGCCGCGCUCUCGCUCUUCUUCUCCUUCACCGACAGCGUCGUCGACGGGGACGGCAAGCUCUACUACGGCGUGGCGACGCGGCGCGGGCUUAACGUGUUCAACAUGUCCCGGAAAGAGGAGGAGGAGAAGAACUUGGGGCACAGCGAGCUGUGCCUAAAGCCCGUCGACUUCGUGCACGCCUUCUUCACGGCGAUGGUGUUCCUCACCGUCGCGUUCAGCGACAUCGCGCUGCAGAGCUGCUUCUUCGGCCAGAAUCCAGGCGGCAACACUAGCGAGCUCCUCAAGAACCUGCCGCUGGGCAUGGCGUUCUUGUCGAGCUUCGUCUUCAUGAUCUUCCCGACCAAGAGGAAGGGUAUCGGAUACAACGACAGCACUCCCCACCUCCAGGCGGAAGACGUAGUUAAGAACGAUCCUCAACCAUCUCAAAAUAAAUCUGUUUCUAAAGUUUAAAUUUUGUGUAAAAAUGAUUUAAUUCCUAUCUUCCAGUCAAUUAUCGCGCCACAAAACUCAAAGAAAUUAACCCUAUACCUUUGACACCCUAGCAAUACCGUUUCGUAUUGAUGAGGGUAUUCUGUUCUUCUCCUUCCAUCGUAGGAUGCUAGAAAUUGUAUACACAUGUAGCUCUC